This is a messenger RNA of Schistocerca nitens (vagrant locust), 621 nucleotides long. RefSeq lists its product as uncharacterized. Bases 1 to 621 code for a protein of 206 amino acids. The record is from RefSeq and is a predicted model, not a curated record. Lineage: Eukaryota; Metazoa; Arthropoda; Insecta; Orthoptera; Acrididae. The transcript is spliced from 3 exons.
AUGGAUAUUCAUGUUCUUCAAAGCCAGCCCGCCCAGAAGGUCGCGUUUAAAGACUCUUUCACGGUUCGUAUGGAUUUGGUCCGCGGCGGGUUCCAGCCGCGCCUUCCGACUUCGCUGCCGCCCCCAGGGCAGCAGCAGCAGCCGUCGCCGCUACCACGCCGACAGCCCGUCCCGUUGAUGCCUCCCGCGCAGCUUCAUCCGGGAGCGCCCCAGGUGGUCGCUCCGGCGCCUGCGGUCCCUCUUCAGUCGCCACCACCUUCGGAGCUGAUGGACGUCGACCCCUCAGCCGGGCCGCCUUCCCAAGCGGUGGCUGUGCAGCCUGUCCUGCAGCCGCUUUCCUUGGGCACCCCCAAGGAGUCUGACACCGCAGCGCCUUGUCCGGCGCCCACUCAGCAGCCGUCGACGCAGCGUCAGGAGUCGCUGCCUCUCUUCGUGGGUCCCGACGCCCCGUCGCGUCCAGUACCAGAAGCUGCGCCCGUGGCCACAGGCGUGCACCCUGACCUCGGUUUUCAGUCGGUGUUUCCCGAGGCCCCGCGCAGCCAAUGCUGGGGUGCGGACCGGGGACUGCCGCCGACAACAGUCUCCGCCCCGAGCAACCAUUGUAAAGUUUUUGCUGCCUGA